CGCAUUACGACCUCACCACUUCUGUCUGUCAAAACUGCGCCCGCAAUUGACGACACCAUCCCGACCCGACUACCCCGAGCCGACGUCGAUUCUCCGCAACCAUGUCUGCGCCAUCCCUCGCCCCCUAUAUUAUGAAGCGCCCGUGGCUGCAGCGCUGGGUGAAGCCCCUCUCCAACUGGUACUGCAACGCAGCUGGCUACAGGCAGCUUGGACUGAGGGCCGAUGAUUUACUCCCAGAGGAGAACGAUACCGUCCAGAACGCUCUCAAGCGUCUUCGACCCCAGGACGCCUACGACCGUGUUUUCCGUCUGCGCAGGGCCUUCCAGCUUUCCAUGUCUCACCAGCUUCUGCCCAAGGAGGAGUGGACCAAGCCCGAAGAGGACGUACCAUACCUCUCAGGAAUCAUCACCGACAUCGAGGCCGAGAUGAAGGAGCGCGAGGACCUCGAGACCAUGAUUGUCCAGAAGAGGCAGAAGAACGCCGCCACCGGUCACUAGAUGUACAUAUCGAGUCUGGCAUGGUCGGAGCCGAGGCUGGUAGAAUGAUUUUGAGGUUGCGCAAUAGAGUGUACCAUAUCAACAGUUUUAUUAGGAACCAUCUCCAUUGCAUACAAGGCUCAGCUGUUUUGUGUGGAUACUCCGUGGCUAUCAACGGUCAUCAGCUAAUGUGUGACCGGUUUUCUUUCC
Pyrenophora tritici-repentis Pt-1C-BFP is the source of this 686-nucleotide messenger RNA. Its product is annotated as ubiquinol-cytochrome c reductase complex a protein. NCBI's taxonomy places the organism in Eukaryota, Fungi, Ascomycota, Dothideomycetes, Pleosporales, Pleosporaceae. Gene Ontology annotation, biological process: mitochondrial electron transport, ubiquinol to cytochrome c. The record is from RefSeq and is a predicted model, not a curated record.